This is a messenger RNA of Cladocopium goreaui, 894 nucleotides long. Lineage: Eukaryota; Dinophyceae; Suessiales; Symbiodiniaceae. The record is from the annotation of a GenBank genome assembly.
AUGUCCCCCGUUGAUCCCCCGUUCCCCCGGCAGAUGUUGGACGUCACCGGUGCCUCCACCAUCGCCCUGAGCGCUGCGCAGCUGCGGCAGCGGGCGCGGCGGGUGGCGCCCUACGCCACAGAGGAGCUGCCUGGCUUUGAGGCCUCGGUGGUGGCGGACUUCUACGGGGGCGAGACGCGGCACGGGAGGGAGCUGCGGCUGCACUCAGGUGGUUCUGUGGCUUGGGGUGGCCUGUUUGCAGCCUUCCCCUUGGGCACCGUGCACAGGCGCAGUUCCAAGGAGGAUGUGGAGCUGGUCCACCGGUCACUGGCGCGCUUUUUCCACCAAUGGCCCGGCGGCAAGCAGGGCAAUAGCUUCCCACACCUCUUCGCUGCGGCGGCGCGGGUGGGAGCCAUGGAUGGGUUGAUGGAGGUCUGGGAAGCUUACCUCACCAACACGUCGGAUCCCAAAUGCCGAUUCUACAGCAACGGCAUGGUGCUGGGCUGCGGCAGUACUGGGCUGGAGAACGUGGGCGGCGCCGCCUUUGCGACGGAGAUGAUGCUCUCAACUGCCGGUGGCAUCUUGGAGGUCUUCCCCUCCCUGCCCUUCGAAACGGCUGCCUUCCAGCUCCGUGCGCCGGGGCCGCUGCUGGUCACCGCGCAGCGGCACCAGGGGCUGGUGAUGGAGAUUCUACUGGAGCUCCCCUCCAACAGCCUGGGCCCGUCGGUGGUGCGCACUGACUGGGUCGUGCAAUCCCCUUGGCCCGAGUCUGAAGUGGUGGUGGACGGCAACCUGCAACCUGUGAGCGCUGCGGGGACCUUCCGAGUGUACCUGACCGAUGGCAAAGUACAUCAGAUCAGGAGAAGAGAAGAAAAACGGAGGCAGCUGGUGGGAUUUUGGAAAGCGAUCAGAUGA